AUGCCUCGCACACCAGUCUACUUCCUCUCGCAUGGCGGGCCAAACAUCAUGGAAGACUAUAGCCAUCCAGCCUACUCGAAACUCCAAGAAAUUGGCAAAGAGAUCACGCAGAAAGUAAAGCCAAAAGCCGUGGUCGUAUUUUCAGCACACUGGCAAGCAUCACCCAACACCAUCGAAGUAAACACGGCAGAACUCACGGACUUGAUCUACGAUUACUAUGGCUUCCCAGACCACUACUACAAAGUCAAGUACCCAAACAUCGGUAGCAAAGACAUCGCUUCCCGCGUGUUGACUGCGUUGAAGACGGCGAACAUCGACGCAAACGGCGUUUCCAGAGGUCUGGAUCAUGGCGUGUUUGCACCUUUUACUGUCGCUUUCGACCCCAAGACCAACCCUCUGAACGUGCCGUUGGUGCAAGUUUCACUCUUCGAUAGCGAUGAUGCAGAUCAGCACUACAGGCUUGGAGAAGCUAUUCAAGGAUUGAGAGAGGAAGGCAUCCUGGUGAUCGUCAGUGGCAUGGCUGUGCAUAACCUGAGGGACAUGUGGAAGGCUAUGCAGCAACCAGCUCCCAUGCCCUAUAGUAUCACUUUUGACGCUGCUUUAAAAGAGGCUCCAGAAAACAGACAAAAGGCAAUGGCGGACUUGUUGCGCAGAAGUGAUGCCAGAAGAGCGCAUCCGUCUUUCGAACACUUGCUGCCUAUCCACAUUGGUGCAGGUGCUGCCGGUGGCGAUAACGGAAAGCAGCUCUGGACCCUGCCUCAGGGCAGCAUGUCUUGGGCGCAGUUCAGAUUUGGAGAAGUUGGCAAUGUUACAGCUUGA
Molecule: messenger RNA, 819 nt
Organism: Aureobasidium melanogenum CBS 110374
Lineage: Eukaryota; Fungi; Ascomycota; Dothideomycetes; Dothideales; Saccotheciaceae
Product: aromatic ring-opening dioxygenase LigB subunit
Exons: 2
Coding region: 1-819 (272 amino acids)
Molecular function (GO): zinc ion binding; ferrous iron binding; oxidoreductase activity, acting on single donors with incorporation of molecular oxygen
Source: RefSeq, a predicted model, not a curated record